ACAAACAAACGUCAAAACUCCCCCAACAACAGCUUUCUUUCGAACCCGGUGUUUUUAUUCAAUCGCUCAUUCACGUCGAAAAAUGAAACUAUUAGAACUACGACCGGACCGCGCCCUGCUUAAACCCAACUUCGAUGGGUACAAGCUAUCGCUGGAACCCAUUCCGGUACUUCGAACGGAGCUAACCGAACCAUCUCGACCGGAUCAUGUACGACCGGGUGAGCAGCAGUAUUCGUGUUUACAUGCGCAACUUUUCGGACUGCAGAACCAUCUGGUUCGAGACCCGUGGGCUGCCGGAAGCAGUUAUUUCGUCGAUCAGUCCUGGAUUGUCCGGCGAGUUCAGUACGACGAGGCAAGCGGUCGAUUGAAACCGGUCAGUUCGGUGUUUAAGAUCGGUCGGAAUCGAGGAGCUCGUCGCGACGGUGAUUAUAAUUGCUCGUUGGUAUUUUUGUCGGAAAAGUUUGCCUUGAUUGCGGAUGGUCAAGGUGGAUUACUGCUGGUAGAAACAGGGGACCGCCAGAGAGGUGAUGAAUGGAAGGGAAAAUUUUCUUUUCCGGAUGUUGAUGGAUUGGAUGGAGGGUUUGUUCUGGCGGAUGGCAGAUUCGAAAUAAUUAGUGGCGAGCGUCAAAUUCAUGCAAUUUGUGUUUGUGUCCAGCAUAAAGAACCUGCUUUUGAAAUUGUUAUUCAUUGGCUAAAGGCGGUUCAAGUUGAACCUAGUCAAGAAUGGAAAUAUCAUUCUCAGCGGGUUUUAAGUGGAAAAGGAUUUCCAAGUUAUUGCGCAUUGGAACCAAAGGGUGGAUCCCUAGUGUUGGUUAGUGAUAACCCAUUUAAAUUUAUCUUGGACACUGAAAACCCGAUUGAACCAGAAAUUGUCACAGCUGAAGUUAACGGAGAAUCAGACACAAAUAACGAAACAUUCCCGUUCGAUUGGACACAAACUAUGGAUGAUAUUACCAUUAAAAUCCCGAAAGAGGAAGGCGUUAACUAUAAGAUAACAAAUGAUGACGGCAAAUUGAAGAUUUUCCGCAAUGAGGAACUGGUAAUUGAUGGAGAAUGUUUUUUCGCACUUGUUGAUUCGGAAUUGACAUCCUGGACUAAUGAAUCUAGCGAACUUGUAGUUUCCUUGUUCAAGCAACAAUCCGGAGUUAUGUGGCCCUUUCUGUUUCCCGGAAGCGCCGAAGAAACUCGUGAUGGCGCAGUCGAUGAGAUGCCUCCGGUUUCGAAUCUUGCUUCUCAAUUAGAAGAUUGCGAUUUUGGUAUUACUGGUCAGGAUGCGGAAUACACAAUUGAAAGAUUAAGUCUUGCCAGCCAUGAAACAACUCACAAAGUUUUCCUCGGCAGCAACGCACCUCUUUUCACGGUGUGUCUAAGACCGGGAUUCCCUGCGGCAUUGGCUUUGCGUCACGACGUAGAUGCGUGUCUCUGGUUGCAGCAAGCGGGAACAGAUUGGUCCUUGCGGCACGAAGGGACCCUACACGCAUUUGGUUAUGUUCAAGCUUCUAAACAGCAAAGAAAAUUUUUAACUUGUUCGCCGGAUUUAGAUUAUGCGGUGAUCUGUGAAGCCGAGCGACAUGUUUUCAUUUAUAAAGCUAGUUACGGAACGGCCAGCGGCUUGCGGAAUCGCAACGGUCCUCAAGUUACAAUUGGCCAGCAACAACUGGUCGCCCUUGAGGGAAGCGGUGAGAUACUGGGUAUCUGUUGUGAGAAUGAUUAUACCGUUUUGCUAACGGAGAAACAAAUUCUGGUGUUACAGUUGCGAAUCGAAGAAUAAAUACAAAACUAUUAUUGACGACUUUUACAAUUA
This is a messenger RNA of Topomyia yanbarensis, 1804 nucleotides long. Its product is annotated as nudC domain-containing protein 1. The transcript has a single exon. Lineage: Eukaryota; Metazoa; Arthropoda; Insecta; Diptera; Culicidae. The coding region runs from base 83 to 1771 and encodes 562 amino acids. The record is from RefSeq and is a predicted model, not a curated record.